UUAACAGAAAAAAAGAGAUUUAAAGCAACUAAAAUUUCUCCUUUCUUGGUUCCGUACAAAUCUUUCCCUCUCAGACAAAGCCUCUUCUGUGGAGCUCCCUUCAGUCUAAAAUUCCCCAAAUUCAUCCUCUGUUUUUUUACAAAAUUUCUUUCUUUCUUUCUUUUUCUUCAGUCUCUGGGUUUGAAUUAUGAGUUUCUAGGGUUUGGGUUUUUACGAGAGUUAAAGAAAGCAGACAAAUUUGGCGGGAAUUAUUGAGAUUUGGUAGACAAUUCUGAAAUUUGGGGUUUUUUGGGUUUUCUUUUUCAGUUGAUUUUUGGUUACAAUUAUGGCUGCAAGUGCAAACCCAUCUGGGAAUCAAGAAGCUGGUGGUGGUGGUGGAAACAACCCUAGUAAUGGUCAUAAUCAUAAUUCUAAUGGAGCUGUGAAUGGUGGUGGUGUUGGAAACCCUAAUAAUACUAAUGGAAAUUCAGCUGUUCCGGUUGAUAGUGAAGAUUAUAUCCGUAUGUUAAAAGGGCUAAAACAUGCUCCUGUUCCUGGUUUAGCUUUAAAAUGGACACCUGAGGAGCUCACAAUCUUUGAAGAUGGUCUUACCAAGUAUGCCGCGGACACGUUUCUAGUGCGUUGUGCAAAGAUUGCAAUGGAAUUGCCAGAUAAGACGGCGCGUGACAUUGCACUUCGUUGCAGAUGGAUGACCAAAAAGGAGAAUGGCAAGAGAAGGAAAGACGACCAUAAUCCAUCGAGGAAGAGCAAAGACCGAAAGGAAAAAAUUGCUGAUCCCUCAACAAAGUCAGCAUCUCACCUAGCAGUUCGACCCAAUGUUCCUCCAUAUGCGAUGCCCAUGAUGCCCAUGGACAACGACGAUGGCAUUUCCUUUAAAGCCAUUGGUGGCGCAACAGGACAGCUGCUUGAGCAGAAUGCACAGGUCUUCAAUCAAAUAUCUGCAAAUUUUGCGUCUUAUCAGUAUCAGGAAAACAUCAAUCUGUUUUGCCAAACUCGGGACAACAUUCUUAGCAUCUUGAAUGACUUGAACAACAUGCCAGGAAUAAUGAAGCAGAUGCCACCACUUCCAGUGAAGAUGAAUGAAGAGCUAGCCAACUCCAUACUCCCAAGGUCGUCCUUGUCCAUGCAUCAAUAACAAUAACCGCAAGACAUCAUAUCCCUUUCUCUCCCCAACUGACGCUUUCCAGCACAAAGAACCUAAGGGAGUUUGUAGCUGAUGUACAACAGUUCACGUUUCACAUUAGAGCAGGACUGUAACACCACAUCAAAGCCCCGCCCUCACCAUCAUAAAAAAUUUCACUGUUCGAUAGAGGUGAGUUAUCCAUUAGGUCUCCUUACUGUCAGUCUCUCUGUUGAAAGUAAUAAAGUAGUAGUUCAAUUGCCCACUCAACGUUUCCAGAAAAGUCUUUUUUUUUCCUGCUCUUUAAAACCAUGGUUUACUGCAUUUUGGUGGUUCUGGGGUAUAUAUAUAAAUGUGGAAUGGAUGCUUAGCAACUGUUAAGAACAAACUAUACAGAACUGAUGAAAUAGAAUAAAUUAGUCUUUCAUUGUA
Molecule: messenger RNA, 1552 nt
Organism: Papaver somniferum (opium poppy)
Lineage: Eukaryota; Viridiplantae; Streptophyta; Magnoliopsida; Ranunculales; Papaveraceae
Exons: 7
Coding region: 326-1135 (269 amino acids)
Source: RefSeq, a predicted model, not a curated record